GUGAUUCGGGCACCUCUGAGGUCCACAUGGCUCGCCUCGUGCUGCUCCUCGGCUUUCUCGCCGCCGCGUCUGCGCUCGUCGCGCCGCUGCCUGCACCUGCGAUGCAGUCGCGGCUCGCGGUGUCGCGCGUCGCGCCCGCGCCGAUGAUGGCGGAGCCUGAGGGGAAGUCGAUUGUCAUCGGCGCUGCGGCCGCCGGCGGCAUCAUCGGCGUCUACCUCUUCCACGAGCUCUCGACGGGCGUGCUGCUCGCCGUCGCUCUCGCCUACGGUGCGACUCUGUCGAACAAAUUCGGCGAGAUCAGCAAGUCGACGGGCACCGUCGCGGCCAAGGUCUACUCCAAAAUGCUGGAGCUCAACGAGCAGUACGACCUCGUGCCCAAGGCGAAGACCGCGCUCGACACCGCCUCCACCGCCGCUGCCAACCUCGACAAGAACUACGGCAUCACCGCCAAGAUCGACGACCAGCUCAAGAUCUCGCAGGCGAUCGACAAGGCCACCGCCAAGAAGGUGGACGAGGUCAAGUCCUCCGUCUCUGACAAGCUCACCGACCUCAAGGCCAAGUCCGAGACGGCCUAAACGCCCCCCCUCUCUUCCCGUCCCCCCUCGUCGUGCAUGCCGCAGUAGACCGAGCAGCAUUGUCCCAAGCGCCGCGCCCCUCGCUGCGCUGCGCGGGGUCGCCCCCGCGUCGCGGCGGGGCCCGGGGUGCUCUGUGCCGUGUCCUUAGCGCGCCACUCAGCGCACGCCCGGCCCGUCUUCCGCCUGAUAGGACGAGUAGUGCCCCCCCGCUCUGCUGUCUGAGCUUUAGCGGCGGGGGCGAGUCGCGCGCGCUUUGGACAUGUGUUUCAGUGUUUCCCUGUGGUGUGCGUGUCGUUCGUUACGGCUCUAUACAACAAAUGAAUAAAUA
Molecule: messenger RNA, 903 nt
Organism: Emiliania huxleyi CCMP1516
Lineage: Eukaryota; Haptophyta; Isochrysidales; Noelaerhabdaceae
Exons: 5
Coding region: 27-575 (182 amino acids)
Source: RefSeq, a predicted model, not a curated record